GCAGGAUAUUCGCCGGACUUCCCAUGACGAAUCAAAUGAUGCACAAUGAUAUACAUCAAAACUGUGAUGCGAGAACAACUUGAUGCUUUCUUUCCAAAGCAAUGACAAUGAGGAUAUGAUCCACAACAAUGAAGUCGCGAGGCCUUAAUUAGUUUCCGAGAAACUUUCUAUCGCGGGAAAGUCCCGACUGUGUUCUUGAGACAGACCACUUUACCAACACAACUUCCUCCAGUACGCAGCUCAUACUCAGCUCUGCACGAACUGUGACUAACCGUAAGUCCUGGCUGUUGGUAGUUCGAGUAACUGCAGCAGAAUGAGUCAGGAGAAGUUGCGCAUGCCUUACGGCCCGCCGGUGUCUGAAAGAGUCUCCCGCCGUGAGCGCGCGGCCGGCCGGCUCGGGUCGGUCCUGGGAGUGGUCGGGGCGACUGCGGUGUUCGCCUCCGCCGUGGUGCUGGCCGUGGUGUUUCACAACAUGGCGCAAAAUUCUAACAUCAUGGCGGAGAAGGUAAACAGAAUGGAGCAAGAGGUGAACAACAUGAUGAUAGAAAUGGUGAGCCUGAAGGAAAAGGGCGGCAGUGACAGAGAGGCGAUCACCAAACUCCAACAGGAGACCGGGACCCUGAGGGAGAGGGUUGCCGUGCUGGAAUCACAGAUUCAUGGCGGGAACUUCCCACCGAACCAGGCCGAACAACAAUCGAUUGAUACCGGUUCUGUGCUGAACCAACGGGCUGAUGACGUCAGUGUUGACGACAGCGAGCUGCUGAGUAAGAACGACAGUGUGGGAGGACUACUGCGCAGGCGCAAGAGAGACUCACCGACCCCAAAUUGGGUUCGACUUCCCAUUGGGCCCUCAGGCUGUCAGUCCGGACGAGACGGACGAGAUGGGAUACCUGGUCAGGCUGGUGCUGCCGGCCUUCCUGGUGCUGCCGGACAAAAAGGAGAGACCGGACCACCCGGACUUAAGGGGGAGCCAGGCACAGAGUAGCGGAGUCAGAAAGGGGACAGGGGAUACACGGGCUCCACGGGUCCUAAGGGACCAGGUAAAACAAUACACAUAGGUGGCG
Molecule: messenger RNA, 1064 nt
Organism: Branchiostoma floridae (Florida lancelet)
Lineage: Eukaryota; Metazoa; Chordata; Leptocardii; Amphioxiformes; Branchiostomatidae
Product: macrophage scavenger receptor types I and II-like
Exons: 5
Coding region: 314-985 (223 amino acids)
Source: RefSeq, a predicted model, not a curated record